CAAUAAAAUCUACCAAGAUCUUAAUCCCUUCAACACCAAAUUAGUUUUUGAGUAGUCGAAAAGUUGAGAUCAAAUGGGUUUCGAUUUUGAAAAGAACAAAACUAAUUUGUUGUAUGCUGAUUUAUUCAAGCAAGAAGAAAUUCGUGAUAACAGCAGCGCGUGGAGGAGCCCGAGUUCGUCCGCUUGUGACUCGUCCUCGUCCGGUUUCACCACGCCUUUCGGCUCCGAGCUGGGCUCGACAGAGAGCGACGGUGGUGCCGAUUUCGCCGCUGAGUUGAGUCGUCAAAUGGCCGAGUUCAUGCUUCACGAAGAGGAAGAGGAAGCGAAAGAAAAUAAACCGGUUUGUAAAUACGGGUUUAACAUGAACCGCCCUGUUCUUCAUCAUGCGAACCGGACUCCAUGCAGUAAGUUCAAUAAUCAAUUGGGUGUGGGGGAUUAUAUUGGUGUUUCGAGAGGAAGAAGGGUUAAGGGAGCUGAGUUGACUCAGCAGAUGAGAACUCGGAAAGUGGGGCAGAAACAAGGGCGAUGCAGAGAUGGGGAGUUGAGAAGUGGGUCGGGUAGGGAGAUGCAGAACGGAUCGGGUAUGCGGGCCAUCUUUCUUGGCCAACCCGGAUCGAGAAACGGGUCAUCCGGAACCGGUGUCUUCUUGCCUCAACUAGCUAACAAUCCGGUUGAGAAAAAAAAGAAAUCAGGUCUUUCAACGGUUCUGAUACCCACGAGGGUUCUAGAAGCUCUUGAACUCCACUUUACAAGGCUUUCAGAUUCCGCAACUCCAUCAUCAACGGUUCAAUUUUUCCAUCACGCUUCACCUAAAGAUUAUACGGGAUCAAAAAGAGAAGGAAAUAUACAUACAGAGUUCGAAAUGGAGACGAAAAACAUGGUUGAUGAGAUGCAAAUACUACCCCAAGAAUGGACGUACUGAAAUAUCGUCGUUUUUAUCAAUUAAAUCACUAUUUUAAUAGUGAAGAAAAAUACAUUAGUUUGGCUUAUGGUAUUAUCUCAAAAAUAAUUAAGGAGCCGGCAAAUAUUAGCAAUGGCUACUUCAUCAUAUGUAUAGAAAUGAUGCAAAAGUCAAACUGAAAAUAAGAAUUAAACAAACAAUCGACACUGCAAUAUCAUAUCGAUAUGUAAUUGAUAUCAUCCUUCCUCAUUUUCUAGUCUGUAAUAUUACCAGUUUUCAUUUG
Salvia hispanica is the source of this 1184-nucleotide messenger RNA. RefSeq lists its product as uncharacterized. The record is from RefSeq and is a predicted model, not a curated record. Lineage: Eukaryota; Viridiplantae; Streptophyta; Magnoliopsida; Lamiales; Lamiaceae.